GAUGCAGUGCUUCGGUACACUCUUUUUACCUUUCACUUGUACACUGUUGUUAAUUCAUAAAAUUUCUGGAGCGAUUUUGCGGAAUGACGAAUGGAGAGAAGAAGCCGAUUUGAAUAUUGGUAUUCUCUAUUCAGUUUAUGAUUCAGUAAAUGGUCAUUGUACUAAAGAAAUAUUGUCUGGUGGAGCUCUAAGUUCAGAAUUAGUAAAAUAUAGAGUUCGAGAGAUAAAUCAAAACCCAAAUAUAUUACCAAAUAUAACACUUGGAUUUAUAUACUUAGACACUUGUGGUGGAAUAAAUACACCUGCUGAAAGAUUCCUUAAGUUUGUCCCUGAUAGUUGUUCUAAUUCAUCGACUUCAUCUACAUCUAACCAAGUUGUUGGUAUAGUUGGGCCGUUUUCGUCCGAUCAGUCCAUUCCUACUGCUGGUCUUGCCUCUCAAUAUAAAAUACCUAUUGUAUCUCCAUUUGCAACAUCAGAAGAAUUAUCCGACAAACGCCGCUUUGAAUAUUUUUCACGUUUGGUUCCACCCGAUUCAUUCGUCACUCAGGCAAUGACUCAUUUAUUAGAAGAUUACGGAUGGACAUAUGUUCAACUACUUUAUUCGGAAGGGUCUUAUGCCGAAAAUGCGGCUAAAAGCAUUGAGAAAAAUGCAAAAAAGAGAAAAAUUUGCAUUGGUCAUUCACACAGAUUUUCUGGAGAUAAUCCAGAUGAGUAUAAAAAAGUAGCUAGAAAAGUAGUAAAAUACAAACUAGCCAGAAUAUUGAUUGUCAUUCUCCUUUACAACGAUAGAAUUCCAUUUUUAAGCGAAUUAAAUCAAAUCGUUACUAACGAAAAAUUUAUCUUUCUCUCAGCAGACGAUUAUUUUAGACACGAAGGCUUUGAACACUUGCAAGAUGGAAGUUUUAAUUUUGUUUACAGUUUGGGUAGAGAUGAAAAAUUUAACGACUAUUUGUUAUCGCUUAAACCAUCUGAAGCAAAACAUAAUUGGAUUAGAGAGUUGUGGGAGAAUUUAGGUCACUGUAAAUUUUAUAAAAAUUGCUCUCUUUAUUCAAAUCUAUCAGAAACUGGAUAUAAUAACAAUAAUGAAUUAAGUUACAUAAUGAAAUUAGGAGACGGUAUUGAGCUUUUUUCCAGAGCAUUAAAUGAUCUAAUUACUUCAAAUUGUCCUGGAGCAUUUUUCAAUAAAAGCCUAUUAGAGGAAUUUCAAGCCUCUUCUGGUGUACAUUAUAAAUUCAAUGACAGAGGAGAUUUGUUAGGGGAAUAUGAGCUGGUUCACUACAAAUGGAAUAACAAAUCAUGGACAGAGGAGAAUAUUGGAUCUUGGAAAAAAGAUGGUGAUAUUCUUACUAUAAAUACACAUUUCAACAUUGAAUCUGUAUGUAGUAAACCCUGUCUUCAAACACAAAUAAGAGUACAACAGGAACUUCAUUGCUGUUGGCUAUGUAAAGAAUGUCGUGAAAAUGAAAUUUUGGUUAAGAAUGCUACAGAAUGCUUAAAAUGUCCUACUUUCUUUUGGCCAGAUCAAGAAACUAAAACGAAAUGUAAUGAAAUAAACGAUGAUUACGUUGAAUGGUCCGAUUCACUAUCAAUUCUUCUAAUUAUUCUUUCUGGAAUUGGAGUCAGUAUGAAUAUCUUUGUGGUUAUUAUGUACAGAGUAUACAAGGAGGAGAAAAUCAUUAAAGCAUCUUCAAGAUUUCUAUCAGGCAUUAUACUCUUCGGAUGUAGUUUGGGUUACGUAACGGUUCUUUUCUUUAUUACUAAGCCAUCAAUUGUUACCUGCGUCAUCAACCGCAUCGGUUUCCAUAUGACCAUUUGUACAAUAUACUCACCUUUGUUUGUGAAGACAUUGAGAGUAUAUAGAAUAUUUAAGGCUGGUUCAAAGGGAAACAAACGACCUUCAUUCUUUGAUCAUUUGGAAACCCGACUUGGAUAG
Messenger RNA from Dimorphilus gyrociliatus, 1933 nucleotides. Lineage: Eukaryota; Metazoa; Annelida; Polychaeta; Dinophilidae. The record is from the annotation of a GenBank genome assembly.